CGCCUGUGAUUGGUCGCCGGGGGCUGGGCUGAUGUGUGAAAGAGUGCUUUGCCAAAGGUGGUGCAGAAGGGAGUAGUCGCGCUAGCAGAGUUUGAGUGGAAAGGCACCAAGUUGCAUUGCCAUCAUGAGCCAAGCAGAGUUUGAUAAAGCUGCAGAAGAAGUUAAGAAGCUGAAGACCCAACCAAUAGAUGAAGAAAUGUUGUUUAUUUACAGUCAUUACAAGCAGGCAACUGUUGGAGAUGUAAAUACAGAACGUCCUGGAAUGCUUGAUUUUAAGGGCAAAGCCAAGUGGGAUGCCUGGAAUAAGUUAAAAGGGAUGUCUAAAGAAGAUGCAAUGAAAGCAUACAUAGAAAAAGUAAAAGAACUACAAGAAAAAUACGGAAUGGAAUAAGAUCCAGCCUGCAUGCCUUAGUGGAAAUAUGCCUGCCUUACUAAUACUGUGGAGAAUGAAACUGAGCAUUACUCAGUGCUGCAGUGCCAAGAAUGGGUGCCAUGUAGCAACUGAUAGCUGUGUAAAUCUACUUCUAACAGUUUAUAGAAUAAAACUGUAGUAUUCCUAA
This is a messenger RNA of Anolis sagrei ordinatus, 560 nucleotides long. It is a transcript of the gene DBI, whose product is annotated as diazepam binding inhibitor, acyl-CoA binding protein. Gene Ontology annotation, molecular function: fatty-acyl-CoA binding. Gene Ontology annotation, biological process: fatty acid metabolic process. The record is from RefSeq and is a predicted model, not a curated record. Lineage: Eukaryota; Metazoa; Chordata; Lepidosauria; Squamata; Anolidae.